This is a messenger RNA of Sinocyclocheilus rhinocerous, 2611 nucleotides long. Its product is annotated as adhesion G protein-coupled receptor E1-like. Lineage: Eukaryota; Metazoa; Chordata; Actinopteri; Cypriniformes; Cyprinidae. The record is from RefSeq and is a predicted model, not a curated record. Gene Ontology annotation, cellular component: plasma membrane. Gene Ontology annotation, molecular function: G protein-coupled receptor activity; calcium ion binding. The transcript is spliced from 16 exons. Gene Ontology annotation, biological process: cell surface receptor signaling pathway; adenylate cyclase-activating G protein-coupled receptor signaling pathway. Bases 108 to 2060 code for a protein of 650 amino acids.
GUGAAGUAGCAGUCAGCUAGAGACUUUUUCUUUGGGAAUUUCAUAUAUCACGAACCUUAGAAAAGAAUACAAAAAUACAUAAAAACGGCAGUUUACGGUUUCCUAACAUGGAGCUAAAAUGGGCGCUUCUUUUAGGUCUCUUUCUGCCGUCAUGCAGUGGAUGUGCCAUUGGAUAUAAAUUUGUUAAAAGGAAAUGUGUUGAUGAGGAUGAGUGUGCUGUUUUCCCGAUUGCGUGUGGCGGUCACGCUCAGUGUGUAAAUACAGAGGGAAGUUACUACUGCACCUGUAACGAAGGAUUCAAAGAGAACUUAACUGGAACAUGUAAAGAUAUAAACGAGUGUUUCGAGAAUGAAACUCCCUGCUCGGCUCAUAUGACGUGUGAAAACUCAAUUGGUUCUUACAAGUGUAUUUGUCCACAUGGGUACCAGCAGAUGGGCAAAGCAGAUUGUGAAGAUGUGGAUGAGUGUGUGUCCUCAGUGUGUGGAGUUCACAGCAGCUGCUUUAACACACCUGGAAGUUUCCUCUGCGGCUGUUCUCCAGGGUUUCACAGACAUGAGAACGGCACCAGCGGCCCCUGUGAAGACAUCAAUGAGUGUUUAGAUCCAGAUGUUUGCGGCACAAACGCAGACUGCUACAAUCAUCAGGGCGGCUACAGCUGUAAAUGCCACGAGGGUUACAGUAACUAUGGCAACAACCAGUCAAAAUGCAUAGAAAUGGACUGCGAUCAGUUUGAACCCGAGUCUGAUGGAGACCACACACCAAAGAAGUUGAAGCAUUUGAUGUCACUGUUGAAGAACAGCUGUGAGUCUCUGAAUGAUCCACAUGGAGAACGUUUCACUGGAGAGAAAUUACUGGAGUCAUCCAGUGACCUGCUCCACAAGAUGAGCAGCGAGAGAUCAGACGAUAAAGAGAGAAGCGUCACUUAUCAACUCAACUCUAAAGUGGUGACGGCCGUCGUCAGUAAUGCAGAAACCAAGCAGCUGUCAGAGCCGGUGACGCUCGUCUUUACACACGUGGAGGAGAGGGCGGAGUCUGGGGGCGUGGCUUACUCCUGUGUUUACUGGGAUGAGGCUGAGGGGGCGUGGUCUGGGCGGGGCUGUGAGGGGGCGGAGUCUAACAGCACUCACACAGUGUGUUCCUGCUCUCAUCUCAGUAGUUUCGCUGUGUUAAUGGCUCUCUAUCCUGUCCAGGACUCGUUUGAUUUGGUGGUGAUCACACAAGUAGGUUUAGUUCUGUCUCUGGUCUGUUUGUUUCUCUGUAUCCUGACGUUCCAGUUCUGCCGCUCCAUCCAAGGAACCCGGACCAGCAUUCAUCUUCAUCUGAGCAUCUGUCUCUUCAUCGCAGACCUCGUCUUCCUCUGCGGGAUCUCCAGCACUCACAAUCAGGUAGCGUGUGCGAUUGUGGCCGGUCUGCUUCAUUUCUUCUUCUUGUCUGCGUUCUGCUGGAUGCUGCUGGAGGGGGUUCAGCUCUACCGGAUGGUUGUGCUGGUGUUUCACACCACAUUAAAACAUCUCUACAUGUUUGCGGUGGGAUACGGAGUCCCUCUCGUCAUCGUUGCCGUCUCUGCCAUCGCCUUCCCAAAGGGAUACGGCACCGAUAGACACUGCUGGCUCUCUCUCGAUCGUUAUUUCAUCUUGAGCUUCUUCGUGCCCGUCUGCAUCGUCAUGAUCCUCAAUAGUUUUUUCUUCAUCAUCACGGUGUGGAAACUGGCCCAAAAGUUCUCCAGCCUCAAUCCAGACCUCUCCAAUCUCAACAAGAUCAGGAGUUUCACGGUGACCGCCGUGGCUCAGUUGUGUAUUCUCGGAGGAACGUGGAUCUUCGGCUUCUUGCUCUUCCAGGAGGAAGGGACUGAAGUCAUGUUGUACCUCUUCACGAUUUUAAACAGCCUGCAGGGGGCGUUCAUCUUCAUCAUGCACUGCCUGCUGUCCAAACCGGUCAGGACGGAGUAUUACCAUCUGUUUGGCCGAAUGUGUCCACACAAGAAGAAAGUGGAAUACAGUAGCAGCAACAGUCAGAAACCUCUACGGAGCGACGGCAGCACAGGAGAGUCGCAGAUAUAAAGCACUUGUCAUAUCCUGAUUUUACAAACUUUUGAACGCUUUCUGUGAAAAUUAAGAUUUUUUAACAGGGGGUCGUCAAUUCGUCCUCAUUAUUCCUGUCCAAUCAGAAGAUCUGAAAACUGCUUUCCAUUAGUAAGAAUACUGAUAUGGAAUCAUCAUAUCUGCUUCACAUCGUUUUACAGUUAUAGGCCUGUCAUCUGAACAGCUAAAGUGGGUCACACCACUAAAUGAACAAAAUAAUUAGAGUGCUUUGGCUUUAUUUUGCUGUCUGUUGUGCAAGUAGAAAAUCUUACAUUUUAGAUUAUGCAAAAGGCUCUUCUAUAAAAUACGUUUUAUUGUGUUGAGGGCUAUCUUGAGUUUGAUUAUGUCACAAAAACUUACAAAUCUGUAAAAAAAAAAAUUAUAGAAGUAUGAUAAAUGAAAGUAAAUCUGUAGUUUCGUUUUAAACAGUUGUGAUGGCUUUAAAAUACAUAAAUGAUCUCAUCAGAAAGGCUGUUAUUGUAAAACUUGAUAAAGAUGUAUGAUGUUUGUAUACUAAUAUUUCCUGAAUU